Molecule: messenger RNA, 1445 nt
Organism: Pieris brassicae (large cabbage white)
Lineage: Eukaryota; Metazoa; Arthropoda; Insecta; Lepidoptera; Pieridae
Product: cartilage-associated protein-like
Exons: 1
Coding region: 182-1282 (366 amino acids)
Biological process (GO): collagen fibril organization
Cellular component (GO): endoplasmic reticulum
Molecular function (GO): protein binding; collagen binding
Source: RefSeq, a predicted model, not a curated record
UCGAAACUGGAACAAGCUUACAGCGCUCACACGUUUCAAUUGAAGCAAAGGAAAUAGUUGUUAACUGUUCUAACGUAUCGAUAUCCAAAGUUUUAUUAAAUGUUUAAAUUCUAAUACAGUGCAUACUCGGUGUUGUAAUUACUUUUCAAAAGGGUAUUUUAGUACUAAUCGCAAGUUUAAAAUGUUAUGGUCAAGGGUCGGAAUAAUACUUUUGAUUGCUUCAUUUAUACAAGUGGAGUCUUUAAAAUUUUCAUCUUUAGAUCUAGUGUACAAAAAAGGGGUGGAAGCCUAUUCAAAUGAAAGAUGGUCUGAAUGUAUUGUGCAAUUAGAAGAAUCACUACAUUUAUAUAAAGUUUAUAAAAGGAUUUUAAUCAACUGCAGACUUAAAUGCAAGCAUGACGCUCAGUUUACAAGAAUCCAAGAUAAUAUUGAAGAUCUUAAAAUAUAUGAAUUGUAUUUCAACGCAAGACAGUGUCUGAUAAACUGCAAUAAUCACGCUUUUGAAGAUGUACGUAUGUAUAAUAAUGUAUCAGAUUCAAUAAUUUUUAAUAUGCAGUCCAGAAAACCAUAUGAAUAUUUGCACCUAUGUUACUUCCAAAUGUAUGCUAUGUCAAAAGCAGCAUCAGCUUCCUAUACAUUUCUAGUUACAAAUCCAGACGAUCCAAAAAUGAAGAAAAACUUAGACUACUAUUUAAAUCAGCCUGAAGUUGACAUAAAUGAGGUGGUUGACCUUGAAAGUGAUGACUAUCAAAUCCUUUACAGACUGGGUCUUAAAUCAUAUCAUACCAAGAAAUGGGGUGAAACAAUUGCCAAUAUGGAAGAAGCAUUAAAUGAUUAUCUGUCUUGGGAAAACAACUGUCGAAUGGAAUGCGAGCGUCAGCCUGAACAAGAGUGGUCACCAGAAAUAACAAUUACAAUAUCAAAUUACAUGGCGUCACUUCUAAUUUGCAAGCAAACCUGCCAAGAUGAACUGAAACCGCUUUAUAAUUCUGGUGUUGAAUUUAUUGCCGACCUAUUAAACUAUAUACAAAUAUCGUAUUAUAAUUUAGACAGGCUGGAUGACAUGGGAAAAGCAGUAGCCACCUAUUUACUUCUGUUGCCAAAUGAUGAAGAUAUGUUGGAAAAUAAGAAAAUUUACAGCACAUUAAUUGAUGACAGUGCCUUUGUUGUCAGAUCGGAUGUUGUUCAUUAUUUAAAAAGGGACACAUAUGAAAAACAGUUAAUUACGUUUUUUCGUCAAGAGAAUCAUAGCGAUGACGUUGAAACUACUAAUAAGGUAUAAUAAUAUCUAAGAACUACUACAAAAAUAUGAAGUCAGCGUGUUAUUCAAAUAUACCUAUUAUCAAACUUAAGUGAUGACACAUGAUUAUAUAACAACUACCAACUAGUCAAAAUAAUCAAAAACAACUAGUAGAUAAUAUUUUUUGUAUCAUGCUGUUGUUAUA